This is a messenger RNA of Brettanomyces nanus, 366 nucleotides long. RefSeq lists its product as uncharacterized. Gene Ontology annotation, biological process: fungal-type cell wall organization. The record is from RefSeq and is a predicted model, not a curated record. The transcript has 2 exons. NCBI's taxonomy places the organism in Eukaryota, Fungi, Ascomycota, Pichiomycetes, Pichiales, Pichiaceae. Gene Ontology annotation, molecular function: structural constituent of cell wall. Gene Ontology annotation, cellular component: fungal-type cell wall. The coding region runs from base 1 to 366 and encodes 121 amino acids.
AUGUUGCAUUUUAUCGCUUCAUUAGCUCUUGCUGGCGCCGCCGCCGCUGACUACUUCAACGCUACUACCACCACUAACGUUGUCACCGAGUUCACCACUUACUGCCCAGAGGCCACUACUUUCGCUGUUAACAACAAGACAUACACUGUCACUGCUCCAACCACUUUGACUAUCACUGACUGUCCAUGUACCAUUGUCCCAACUACUGCUGCUCCAGUGUCUUCUUCUGCUGCUCCAGUGACUUUGUCUACUUCUACUUCAGUGACUUCCAAGGCUCCUGUCUUGUCCACCGCCACUGGUGCCGGUGCUAAGGCUGGUGUUGCCGGUUUGGCCGCCAUUGCCGGUGCUGCUGCUUACUUGUUGUAA